Telopea speciosissima is the source of this 1427-nucleotide messenger RNA. Its product is annotated as purple acid phosphatase 18-like. The coding region runs from base 71 to 1360 and encodes 429 amino acids. The transcript has 5 exons. Gene Ontology annotation, molecular function: metal ion binding; acid phosphatase activity. NCBI's taxonomy places the organism in Eukaryota, Viridiplantae, Streptophyta, Magnoliopsida, Proteales, Proteaceae. The record is from RefSeq and is a predicted model, not a curated record.
AUGAUCACUUCAUCAUACCAGAAGGUCUUGAGCUUUUGUGUUGAAAGGAGUUUGCUAUUAGCAGAAGGAGAUGGCUCGGAAGUUGGUAGUGAUUAUCGUUUUGGUAAUUGUUGCGACUGCGACGGCGACGGCGACGGCUGACUAUGUUCGGCCGAAACCUCGGAAAAUCUUAGAUUUUCCAUGGAAGGCGAGGAGUUCGUCUGAACCACAACAGGUACAUAUCUCUUUGGCAGGAGAGAAGCACAUGCGCAUCACGUGGAUCACUGAUAAUGUCAACUCUCCUUCUGUUGUUGAAUAUGGAACAUCACCUGGAGAAUACACAUCCUUAAAUCGAGGAGAAUCCACAUCAUACAUCUAUAUGUUGUAUAUCUCUGGACAGAUACACCACACUGUCAUUGGACCUCUGGAAGAUGAUACAGUUUACUUUUACCGGUGUGGAGGAGAAGGUCCAGAGUUCAAGCUCAAAACCCCUCCCUCUAAGUUCCCAAUUACUUUUGCCGUCACUGGAGAUCUGGGUCAAACAGGCUGGACUGCCUCAACUCUUGACCACAUUGGCCAGUGUAGCCAUGACAUGUUUUUGCUUCCAGGGGACCUCUCUUAUGCCGAUUACCAGCAGCACCUAUGGGACACAUUUGGUGAGUUGGUGCAACCGCUUGCAAGUGCAAGGCCAUGGAUGGUAGUUGAAGGGAACCAUGAAAAGGAGAUUAUACCAUUUUUCAAGGCAGGGUUUCAAGCGUAUAAUGCCAGGUGGAAGAUGCCAUUUGAGGAGAGCGGAUCAAAUUCAAAUCUUUAUUAUUCCUUCGAAGUUGCAGGAGUUCAUGUUAUCAUGCUUGGCUCUUAUGCAGAUUAUGAUGAGUACUCAGAUCAAUAUAGUUGGCUGAAGGCUGAUCUCUUAAAAGUGGAUCGGAAUAAGACACCAUGGCUGAUAGUGCUAUUUCAUGCCCCAUGGUAUAACAGCAAUAAGGCCCAUCAUGGUGAAGGAGAUCAUAUGAGGGCUGUGAUGGAACCGUUGCUUCAUGCUGCUCGAGUGGAUAUCGUGCUUACUGGCCAUGUGCAUGCUUAUGAACGCUCGAAACGUAUCUACGAUGGAAGAUCAGACGCUUGCGGAACUAUCCACCUAACUAUCGGUGAUGGAGGGAACAGCGAAGGUCUAGCAGAGAAAUAUUUAAUCCCACAGCCAGAGUGGUCAGCCUUCCGUGAAGCAAGCUUUGGUCACGGUGAGCUCAACAUUGUGAAUGAAACUCAUGCAUUCUGGAGCUGGCACAGGAAUGAUGAUGAUGAGCCUGUAAAGUCAGAUCAAGUGUUGAUAACCUCAUUGAUUAGUUCAGGAUGUCUUGACCAUUCCCUUUCAUCAGUAUAAAAUGUCCACGAAGCGAACCCUUUGUAAAUAUAUUUGGUUUGUGAGAAUAUAUCAUAGUGGUGUAUAA